This is a messenger RNA of Amphibalanus amphitrite, 1269 nucleotides long. RefSeq names its product protein RFT1 homolog. Lineage: Eukaryota; Metazoa; Arthropoda; Thecostraca; Balanomorpha; Balanidae. The transcript is spliced from 7 exons. The record is from RefSeq and is a predicted model, not a curated record. Gene Ontology annotation, biological process: glycolipid translocation; dolichol-linked oligosaccharide biosynthetic process. The coding region runs from base 1 to 1128 and encodes 375 amino acids. Gene Ontology annotation, cellular component: endoplasmic reticulum membrane.
AUGGCUCCAGCCGUGCCCGUGUCAGCGGCGCUGGCCGGCCUCUGGCUGCACGCGCUCAGCCGGCCGGCGCCUGAGGUCACCUCAGAGUACCGUCUGGGCGUGUGGGUCACCGCGGCCAUGGUCGUACUGGAGACGGCCGCCCAGCCGCUGGUCAUCCUGGCGCAGGCCAUGCUCUUUGUCAAAUUGAAGGUGGUAGCCGACAUGGUCAGUCUGUGCAGUCGGGUGGCGCUCAAAGCCUGGCUGAUCGCCCUGUACCCGUCCCACGCCAUCUGGGCCUACUGUGUGGGCCACGCGGUCAGCUCCGCUCGCCUCGUGGUCAUGUAUUACGGCACCCUGCUCUGGCACGUCCGCUCACCGGAUAACUGUCUACCGGUGAAGUCGGCGAGUGAGCUGGGACCCAGACUGGUGCCGGGACAGCCGGCGCUGGACCGUGACCAGCUGGCCCUCACCUGGAGCUUCUUCAAACAAGGCCUGCUGAAGCAGUUGCUGACGGAGGGCGAGCGCUACCUGAUGACCGCCUUCCACCUGCUCGACUUCUCCGAGCAGGGCCUGUACGACGUGGUGGCCAACCUGGUCAGCCUGGCGGCCCGAUUCCUCUUUCAGCCAGUCGAGGAGAACGCCUACGUCUACUUCUCGCGCACAGUGGAACGGGGAAAGCCGGUGUCUGCCGCGGCGGGCCGGGUUCUGCACGACCUGCUGCGCGCCAUAAGCCUGCUCGGUCUGAUUGCCGUCACGUUCGGCUGGAGCUACUCCCACCUGCUGCUGCGGCUGUACGGAGGCGCCCUGCUGACCGCCGGUCCGGCCGUCAGUCUGCUGCGCGCCCAGUGCGCCUACGUGCUCCUACUGGCGGUGAACGGAGUGCUGGAGUGCUACACGUUCGCGGUGAUGCGCCAGGAACAGAUCAAUGGGUAUAACCGGAAGAUGGUGCUGCUAUCUGUGAUAUUCGUCAUCUCGACAGGGAUCUUUACUAGGCUAUUCGGCGGGGUUGGAUUUAUCCUCGCCAACUGCGUCAAUAUGCUGACCAGGAUAUACGUUUGUUACCGGUUCGUGGCCGGUCUGCCGCUGGAGCCGGCGGUGUCCGUGCCGCCGCUGCUCGGUCUCCGCCCGCCGUGGCUGCCGCGCUGGUGACCGCCGGCCUGCUGGCAGCCGGCUCCGAGAGCUGGCUGUACCCCAGCUCCGCCGCCGCCCAUGUGGCUGUGGGCGCGCUCUGUGGGGCCGCCGUGGUGGCCGCGGCGGUGUACAGCGAGCCCCGCCUCCUCCAGGCGGUCA